UUGAAAGCGCUAUACGUUGUGUGUGUAUAUAUGUGUAUGUGUGUGUGUGUGUGUGUGUGUGUGUGGGUGUGUUUUCCUGUAAAACGUCUGACGCCUGAACACGAGACAUGAUUGAGUUUUACCAUGUUGAAACUUCUGCUGCUGUUAUGGGUUUUCAGUUACAGUGAAACCAUCCCUAUACAUGUGGCAGGAAAAAAGGGAGGCGGCAUCAUCCUGCCGUGUGAAUUUAAGGCCAGAGAGAUUUUUCAUAUUCGUUUGAACAGACCAAAACCCUUUGAAGGAGAAAUCUUUGUUUAUGAUAAGAAAUACUGCAGUAAGCGAAUAUGUAAAAAAGGAGCAUGUGACGUCGUCAUCAAUGAUCUGAGACUGAGUGAUGCUGGAAAAUACAUUUUAAAUGUCUAUUACAAUAAUGCUAACUCAGUGCUGGAGCCACACAUCAGGACGUACCAACUUCAUAUUUAUGAUGAUAUUUCUGUGAAAAUCGGUGAGGAGCUGAAGUUGGAUGUUCUGUUGCCAGAUGCUCGUCAAGUUAUGCAUCAAAACAUAAGCAGCACAGAAUGGAAGAAGGUGUGGAAGAAAGACAGCAAGUCAAGGGUUAAUAGAGUAAACGAUCGACUGAACGACAGUAAUGGGACUCUGAGCAUUAAAGAGUUUACGGCUGAUGAUGCAGGAACAUACAGAGUUCUGGGCUUUGAAGGAGAAAUCUUGAUCACAGUGACAGUCACAGAUGAGAAAUCAAUAUCCUCCACAGAAUCAAAGGGAAAUCUGACCUGCGCGGAUGAUGACAAAAAACGUAAUCACUGGGGAUUGUUCGGGCCGGCGGGACUGUUUGUAUCGGUUGUGUUUACGCUGCUGGUUAUGAUUCUGAUUGCUAUCAUCAAAAAGAUGCAGUGACGAGAUGUUCUGCUCAUCUGUCUCCAGAGCCAAAAGAUCUGCAGAGUUUUCUAUCAACAUAUCUCUGCAAUAUAAUAAGCCUAUACACUCUAUUUAUUUUAUUUAAGUUAAACUCUAAUCUGACUCCAUUUUAUUAUGACCUGGAAUUUAGAUUGUCAUACAAAUUGGUUGCUUGACCAUUUCUAAUUAUUAUUAUUCUGACAUCAGAUUAUUCCAUCUAUUCUUUAAUAUUAUUGUACUCAUUCAUUUGGGUGCUCAUGUCGCUCAAAGAUAUGGCUUCGGUCGUUAGCGUAUCUUACGGUCACAUUCUCGUCAGUCUUUGCUCAUUCUAAAAGUACUUCUAAUUAGAUUUGUACACACUUGAUCAUGCCAUGGUUUCUCCAUGUACACUUAGCUAGAGUAACAUUACAAUAAACAGAGGUUAGGCUCACCCUAUUUAGGUUGGUCGAACAACAUCCAGUUGACCUAACGGAAAUUCCCUAUAAGCCCUUACAAUCUAAAUACACUUGAACUAAUACCAAGUGUUAGCCGGAUCUCUAAAGAUACAGUUGUUGUGCCCUAUGCUCCAUCUCAACUGAAUUUUAGUCCGUUACUAACCUGACGCAGCAAAUGCAGUAACAAGGAUACAACGUAAUCUACUAGAGUCAAUAAUUACAGAGUAAAACAGAAUAGAAUGAAAUGUAACAAUGUAUUAUCGGUCAGGUAAAUAUGUAAUAUGC
Molecule: messenger RNA, 1613 nt
Organism: Cyprinus carpio (common carp)
Lineage: Eukaryota; Metazoa; Chordata; Actinopteri; Cypriniformes; Cyprinidae
Source: RefSeq, a predicted model, not a curated record